This is a messenger RNA of Schistosoma curassoni, 5119 nucleotides long. The record is from the annotation of a GenBank genome assembly. Lineage: Eukaryota; Metazoa; Platyhelminthes; Trematoda; Strigeidida; Schistosomatidae.
AUUCGAAAUUGUAAACAAGUUGUUCGUGCUGUUGUUCUGUUGUCCGGAUAUAUGAAAUUAAACCAGAAAAUAUGAUGCAAUUCAAUUUUCAUGACCCGAGUUUGGUCUUGAAAAAUGCUAAGGAAGAACAGAUAAAUUACUCGCACCCUGUCAAUGCUAAGUGUCUUGAUUCAGAUGGUGAUUUGGCUACGAUGAUAAUAGAAAAAGAAAGACGAUAUGCUGCUGAAUCGAAUUGUGAAAUGCUGUUACAGGAACUUGAGUCAAGAGAAGCAUAUCUUCAAGAUUUAAAAAAUUCACUUUUUAAACGUGUGGAAGUAGCAGAAUAUCAAAUGAACAAACUUAUUUCCUUAAGGAAUGAAGAAACAGAAGAGGCUCAGAAAGCCAGUAAAAUAUUACGUUCCAGCAUAGCCAAACUAAGAGAACGCUUUAUAAUAGACAAAAAAGAGCUUGAAAACAAGAUAUGUUCCAUUCAAGACACCUACGAAGGUCGAAUCACAGAACUGAAUAACAUAUUAAGACAAUCAGAGAAAAACCGUGAAGAUUUGUUUGCAAAAUUUAAAACAUCGGAAUUCACAAUUCAAAAGUUAAAUAAAGAAAUUGCGAAUGGUAAGAACGAAUUAAAAGACUCAAUGCGUCGCAUUGCUCAUCUUCAACAGAUUAAUUGUGACCUAUCCAAUGAGUUGGCUAAGUCCAAGUUAACUGUCCAAAAAACUUCAGCCCGUGCGGAGAACUUGGCAAAACAAUACAACGAAUUAAGAUGUAAAACUGAACAAGCAAAUGCUAAUUUAACUCAAAAUGAAAAAGCUGUACGAACUGCGUCUGAAAGACGUUCAUCAGCUGAAAAUGCAUUAAUUGCUGCACAUCAGCGAGCUGAUAAUUUAUGUACACGUAAUACACAGUUGGAAAAUGAAUUAACUACUAUUAAAGUUCGUGCUGAAGAACAAGCAAAAGUGAAUGAUACAACUGUGACAAAACUCAAACGUCGUUUACUUGCUAUUCAAAGUGAAGCUUCAAAAUGGAAACGAUCUUAUCAGGAGGAAAAAAAUAAUCGUGAUCUAGAUUCACAAAAAGCAAAUGAAUUAAUUCAAACUAUUUUAGAUGAACGUAAUUAUUUAGAAAAAGAAUUAAAUUCAACAAAGAAUGAUAUGAAAGAACAUGUUUUAUUAAUUGAACAUUUACAAAAACAAGCUGCUUUUGAUGCAUCCAAUGCAUCAACACGUUUAUUAGCUGCUUUAUCAACUGGUGAAGAAGGUGUAGCCACAGCGUUAGAAUUAAAACAAUGCAUUGAGCAACAUUUACAACCAGAAUUAAAAUCUUUAAUAGAAAAAUGUAAACAUUUGGAGUCCGAACUCAUGGAAUCAAAUAGUAAAAAUGAACAAUUACAACAAGAAUUAAACAAAGCCAAUCAAACUAUUGAACAUACAGAAUUAAAUUUAAACAAACAAAAUGAUAAUUUUGUAAAUGAAUUAAAUUUAUUGAAAGAGCAAAUUUCAAAAGCAAAUGAACAAAUAAACAUUAAAUCAAAAUUAUUAGAAAAAUCAGAAAACCAGAUAGAACAAUAUCAAUCAGAAUUGAAUAGUUUACGUACAUCUAAAGCUGAUAUUAAUGAAUCAACGAUAGAAGAAUUAAAAAAUAUGACAAAAGAAUUAAAUGAUUUAAAAUUAACUCAUACAAUUGUACAAAAACAAUUACAUACUAAUCAACGUAUAAUGAGUAAAUUAAAAUUAGCUAAAACUACAGCAUUAACUAAUUAUGAUAAAUUACAAAUUGAAUUAAAAAAUAAAUGUGAUAAUUAUGAAAAACAAUUAAAUGAAAAAUCUAAUGAAAUUCAACGUACACGACAAAAAUUAAAACAAAUUGAAAUGAAAUUACAAGAAGCGAAUAAUAAAUAUGAAAACCUUAUGGAGGAAUCUAAUAAUCAAUUAUGUUUCAGUCAAAAUGUCAUCAAACAGCUAGAAAAUACAAUGAUGAAUCAAAAUAAUCAAAUUACAAAAAUUAAUGAAAUGGAAUUAAAAAUAACUGAAUUGAAUAGUUUACUAGCAGAAUCUGAAUUACGUUUAAAAUCUGCUAAUACAACACAGGAAUUAAAUGAUCAACGAUAUAAUGAAUUAGAAAUUUGUUUCAAUCAAUUAAAAAUCAAAUUGAAUGAACGUGAAAAUUUGAUUAAAUUUUUGGAAAAUGAAAUUCAAAGUAAAACUAGUUUAUUUGACGAAAAAUCAAAAGAAUAUGAAUUACUUAAAGCAACAGUUGACCAACAACUUGCUAAUUCAAAUAAAACAGUAGAAUUUUCAACCAAUUUACAUAAAGAAAUUGAAAUACAAAAAUCUAAACUGGAAGAACAUAACAGUCGACUUCAACAAGAGUUGUUAGAAGUUCAAAAAAUGAAUCGACAAUUACAAUUAGAUAUUCGGGAUUUAGAGACUAAGUUAUUGGAACAAAAUCAUGAUCAAACGAAUCAAAUAUCUGCGUAUAAUGAAACCAAAUACCAAUUAAAAGUGCUAACUGAGAAGUUUAAUACUCAAACAAAACUGUUGGAUGAUACAAAACUAAAUGUUGAUGCAUUGACCAAGGAGAAACAGUUACUUCUUGAACAAAUUGAACUUGAUAAACAAAAACAUAAACAAUUAGAGCAACGACUUCAGAAUGAAUCAAAAUCACAUGAAGACUUAAAAACUAUUCUUACUAAUCAAAUUUCAGAUUUGAAUACAAAGUUAUACGACACUGAAAAACUACUGCGUGAAACCGAGAAUCGAUUUUAUUUAGCGGAACAAAAAGCAGAAUUAGCUUGUCAAAAAGCUAAACAAUUAUCUAUUGAAACAGCAGCUGUAAAAAAUCUCCCACAUUUGGCAAAUCAUUCUGUACAUGCUGAUGAACUUAAUGAUAUAAUUUUAGAUUCUCACUUACAUCAUAAUAAUGGUUUACACUUAGUUGAUAAUCAAAAAAAUGGAUGCAAAUCAAUUUUACAUCAACUUCACAGUCGUAAUCCUUCAUCUGUAAAGUUGCUAGUGGAAGACAACACAUUUCCAAAUUCAGGUCUUAGUAACUACAAAUUAUCGGCCUCAAAUCGAUCGUCUAUGAAUUUUACGCCAUCCUCUCUCAUCGAUAAAUUAGGGAACGUAAGGCGAACUACGGAGAAUUCAUCAGAUCCUGGUAAGUUGAUAGCAGUUGACUGAGAUCAUAAACCACCCCGAAUCAACCUUUGAGAACCAAGACGUCACUGAAGAGUCCCAUUCGAGGACGAAAGAGCUGUGUCCAGGGCUUUUUAGUUUUCGAUGAUUAUCUAAUUUAGGUCGGUUCGUGAACACGAUAACAUUCAACAAUCACAACAAACCUCUAUACUGGUAGAUAUUAGUUAAGUUUACUAUUUUUUGUAACGGUAAUUUUUGUUAUCAUUGUUGUUCUGAUUUAGGAACCUUAAGAGAAAUUAUACCGAUUUUUAAAGGUUCGAAAGUUAGUAGUAGUAGGGUGAAGAGACGACUUUCAUUUUAGAAUAAUACAUAUAAGUAAACAAUGCUAUUCUCAAUUUUACCUUUAUCAAGCUUUAAUAAUGUCUUUUCAUGUUCAUAUGAAAAGGAAUGAAUCAAUAGAAGCAGUUUUUAAGUCAAUGAUAACAGUGAAACAGGUUCACUGGUAGUAAUAAGCAUGAAAAAAUUUAAAUAAACAUAUCAAUAUGGGAAUUCGGUCAAAGCCUGAGAAAAUAAAUUUAUUAAAAUGACAAUCAUUCAAUUUUACACAAUAAGAGGGUGUGUGAAGAAUCAUUUCAAAUAUACAAAUACUGAAAAAGAGACACCAAAAGAAUGAACGGAUAAAAAACAUGCAACAAAUAAGUGAGAAGAAUAAGUGUAACCUUUUAUUAAGUCACCCUUUAAACCACGUUUUCAGAAUCCAAUGAUCUGCAUUUCCAAAUUCAUAUUAUAGCAUUGCGAUCAUCUAAUUUGGUUGUUUAUAUUUGACCUACUCUCGACAUGGUAUAUGUGUUUUAAAUUAUGAAUGUGUAAACAAAUCCCAUGUUUGUUAGAUUAUUCGUAAUCUGAACAAUUAUCAUAAAGUGUUAAUAAAUUGUUGUUAUUGAAAUUAAGAAACGUUGGCAACAUUUUAUCAUUGAAGUGAGCUAAAUAUAUAGUAUUUCAUGAGAACUAAAUUUAUUGAUUUAUCCUUCUUAUAAUGAACUUGUCUUUGGAUAAUAAUUAGUUAAUUAUUGUUUUGUCAAUAUAUGUGAUCAGUUCAUGUAUGUUUUAAAAAGAGUUUGUUCAACUUCGAGAUAAGUUUCAAUCAUAAUGUACUUCAAUGACAGUGGGAUUUAUCAUGUAUUACAAAUCGAAAUGAAUUCCAGGAUCUAAGUCAUUGAUCUAGAUUAUUGUACUUUGUGGGUUGUUAUAUUCUAUCCUACAUAACCGAUUGACUUAAUAAAGCACUGAUUUGCAAUAAAACAUUAAAAGCUGAAGGUCAUAGUUAAUCACUACCAAGUAUGCUUUUAAUAUUUUAUUAGAUUCUGUGUGAAGAUGUGUGUAUAAAGCUCCAAGUUAAGAUGAAAUUUAUUUAUUGACUUUUAAUUCCCGAUGUUUAUUCAAGGGGUACCAUUUUCUAAUGGAAUUUACCUUACAAGUUGUUUUUAAAUUAUAACUUUGUCUCAUUUUAAUUGUGUUUAUAUAAAUUAGAAUUGAUUCAUUAAAAUUAUUCUUUUUUCUUUCUUUUUUGAAUUUUUCAUUUUUUAAAAGUUGGUGAUUUAGAAACUUUAAUCCGUCAGGUUACAAAUAAAUUAGAUCAACAAGAGAAAAGUUGAUAUACAUCUUAGUUUUAUAUAGUUUAACCAUAUUUACUUUCAUUGAUAUGAUUUAGUGUUAUAAUGAGUACAAUUACUUUAUGAUGAUACUAGUUUACAAAAUGCUUUUGUUACUUUUCAUAACAAAAACGAAACGUUGAAUUACAAUACUAUACAUGUUUCUUAUGAAUCGAAGCAACAAAAUACGAUUUUUCUCUUGAAUGCUUCGUGUUCUACUGGGUUGCAAAUAUUUCAGAUGAUAAAAUUAGUUGUAAUUUCCGUGUAUGUAUGAUACAAUAAUUCAUUUGAAUGUAAACGGCUAUUGAAAAAUUUAUUAAUAAUAAAUUCUAGGCAAGU